GCUAAACUGAUCUCAAAUUAUAAUUACCCUGUCGAGGAGCAUACAGUACACACCCCUGAUGAUUAUAUCCUAACCAUUUAUCGUAUACCCGAUUCACCGAAAUUAAAACAUCACAAUAAUACGGUCAAACCGGUGGUAUUUCUACAACAUGGUAUUUUAUGUGCCUCAGAUGAUUGGAUUAUUAAUGGUCCCGAAACUUCUCUAGCCUACAUGUUUGCCGAUCAAGGCUAUGAUGUUUGGCUAGGUAAUGCCCGCGGCAAUACCUACUCGCGCCAACACAAGCACAAACAUCCCGAUUCUUCGGAUUUCUGGAAUUUUAGUUGGCAUGAAAUUGGUGUUUACGAUUUAGCCGCCAUGUUGGAUUAUGUUCUGGAGGAAACGCAACAACCCUCAUUGCAUUUUGUGGCUCAUUCUCAGGGUACCACCACCUUCUUUGUGCUAAUGUCUUCCCUACCUUGGUAUAAUGAAAAAGUCCGAACUGUACAUUUGCUAGCUCCUAUAGCUUUCAUGAGAAAUCAUUCGUUUUUGCUAUCGAAAGUGGGGCGUUUAUUUUUGGGUUAUCCCUCGUUUAUGAGCAUGAUUUUGAGUGGUUUUGAGCUGUUGCCUACGACAAGUAUACAGAAAUUAUUCUGCGAAUACGUUUGUUCGCAUGAUUCGCUGAAGUUUUUAUGUUCGGGAAUUUUGGACUUUAUUGGCGGUUGGGGUACAAAGCAAUUAAAUCAUACGCUUUUGCCUCAUGUUUGUGAAACCCAUCCCGCCGGUGCCUCCACCACACAAAUCAUACACUAUCUACAGCUCUACACUUCCGGAGAUUUCAAACAAUUCGAUCAUGGCAUCGAUAUAAAUCUCAAGAAAUACAAUCAAGAGACCCCACCCCACUAUGAAGUGGGCAAUAUCAAAAGUUGUGUUAAUAUGUAUUACAGCAACAAUGAUUACAUGUCAGCAGUGGCAGAUGUUGAAUACUUGGCCACACUAUUACCCUGUGUGGAAUUGUAUCGUAUGCCCUAUGAUGAUUGGAAUCAUUAUGAUUUCCUAUGGUCCGUAAAUGUUAAAGAAGUCAUAAAUGAUCGGAUAAUAGAGAAAAUAGAAGCAUACGAACAGUCUCAUAGUCAUGGGCAAUUUUAUAGUUUUCUUGGACUUACCGAGAAAAAAUUUAAAAUUUAG
Molecule: messenger RNA, 1164 nt
Organism: Lucilia sericata (common green bottle fly)
Lineage: Eukaryota; Metazoa; Arthropoda; Insecta; Diptera; Calliphoridae
Product: lipase 3-like
Exons: 2
Biological process (GO): lipid metabolic process
Molecular function (GO): hydrolase activity, acting on ester bonds
Source: RefSeq, a predicted model, not a curated record